AUGAAAGACAAUAAAACAGCAAGACCUUAUCCGACACCAACAAUGCGAAGAAGAAAGACAGAAUCCUUCUUUUCUUUUGAAAUGGGUCCUCAAUUUACAGAUACAAAACAAUUUUAUGAGUUAUGCAGCAUGGAUCAAUCCAACAAUUACCAAGUAAAUCUUUAUGCUAAAAUGGAUAGAGGAUUUUUUAGAGCAGAUCAAGACUGGACUUGUUAUCGACGUAACUAUUUUCAAAUUAGCUCUGUAUUUCAAAUCCAAAGCAUGAAUUACGAACUACGCGGUCCGGAAGUGCCUUGUUUGUUAAGAAAACCACAAGAACUAUUGCAAGUGGAUUAUUUCUCGAUUGGUAUCAGUGCUCGUGUAACAAACAAUGACAAGAAAAUUGAUUUGGUUCAACAUACACCGAAGCGAGACAAAGGUCCCCAAAUGGUACCUGAGCCUCGUCCUGUGCGUGCAGGUGGUAAUCUUCAUCUGGCUUCUGUGGGUUCCAACCAUAACAUUGCCACCUUUGAACGAUUACAGUUCAAGACAGCCACAGCUAACAACGGCAAACGACGUGCUGCUCAACAAUACUAUGAGAUCGUGGUUGAUUUGAUAGCUCAUAUGGCUCAUCAUCCACCGCUCUGUGUGGCUUCUUGUGUUUCUGAACCACUUGUGGUGCGCGGCAGAAGUCCUGGUCAUUAUUCAGAUUCGCAUACUCGGUUUAAGCAUAUGGAACCAACACUAGAAGCCAUGUCUUCGCCAUCACAGAAAUACACUAACAGUUUGCCUAGUUCUCCUAUGAGCGAUUUAGGUCCUUAUUCACCUUACCAUGGAUACCCUUAUCCUUCUUUAUCUACAGGCUAUUCGAUGAUGAACCCACCCAUGCCCCAGUAUCCUAACAAUCCAAAUCAAGAGGCAUCGUAUUUUCAACAGGUAAGUAAACUAGGAGUUAUGAUGCUCUAUUGA
Molecule: messenger RNA, 948 nt
Organism: Gilbertella persicaria
Lineage: Eukaryota; Fungi; Mucoromycota; Mucoromycetes; Mucorales; Choanephoraceae
Exons: 2
Coding region: 1-948 (315 amino acids)
Biological process (GO): positive regulation of transcription by RNA polymerase II; meiotic cell cycle
Cellular component (GO): nuclear chromosome
Molecular function (GO): DNA binding; DNA-binding transcription factor activity
Source: RefSeq, a predicted model, not a curated record